This is a messenger RNA of Anneissia japonica, 1053 nucleotides long. RefSeq names its product octopamine receptor beta-2R-like. Gene Ontology annotation, cellular component: membrane. NCBI's taxonomy places the organism in Eukaryota, Metazoa, Echinodermata, Crinoidea, Comatulida, Comatulidae. Bases 33 to 983 code for a protein of 316 amino acids. The record is from RefSeq and is a predicted model, not a curated record. Gene Ontology annotation, biological process: G protein-coupled receptor signaling pathway. Gene Ontology annotation, molecular function: G protein-coupled receptor activity. The transcript has a single exon.
UGUUGCCAUAUGACAACAGCAACGUUUCAACCAUGACAAGAGACAAUGAUAUUAGUGUGACUGUUUCAAAUUACCUUCUGACGAUUAUUGGGUUUUUUGCAAAUCUAACGGUGAUUAUUGUGUUUAUCAACUGCAAGAUUUAUCGUAGAUCAUUCACGUAUCUCCUGGUGCUUCAACAAUCCUUUCUCGACAUGAUAGCAUGUUGCCUCUAUCUAUAUUAUUUCAAUUACCCUGCCCCUAACGGAAAUAUUGCCAUCUACUGUAAGUUUACAACGCUUUUCUUCUUCUUUUUAUCUGCCUCAACGCUAAACCUUGUCUUCAUUUCUAUUGAGAGGUACAUCGCAGUGGUGCAUCCAUUGAAGUACUGGAUAAGAGGUAAACAUAAGCAAAGUUUGUUACCACAGUUAUGUAUUCCACUUGUAGCUGCAUUUCUAGUAACAUUUCAGUAUGUGUUCAUACUUGUGGAAGAUCCUGCAGUUCCUGGAAAAUGUACCUUUUAUUAUAAAAACGAAGGCUUUCAGAUACUGUCAGGUGCAAUUUUAUUACUGGCAAAUGCGGUAAUUCCAAUUUGCACUAUGACAUUUUGCUACUUUCGUGUACAUAUCACACUGAAGAAACAAACUAAAAUUCGAGCAGAGUUAACAAUGCAAGCACAUACAAAUCAUGGUAGCGAUGAAUCAGCUGUUGAGAUAAAUAUUUCACCAUCGCAAACCCAUCAGAAAGACAAGGCACAUGAUGCUCAACGAAAUUUCAUCAUUACUAUGUCCAUUAACACACUGGUGUAUACCAUCUGUAUUUCUCCACUGAUUUUGCUGUAUGUUGUUUACACGAUAUGCGAAUGUUUCGAUUUUAUUGAUCAUGCCUCUCGCGACAUUGCCUUAUUGAUUGCUGUAUCUAAUAUGGCAAUUAAUCCAUUUGUUUAUGCCUACAAACUCAAAGACUUUAAAGAAGGAUUCGCUAAGACUUUCUGUCGUCAACAUUAGAGAGACUGUAUUACAUGCAAGUAUCAUCAUAAACUGAGGUUAAAAGCCACCCGAAAGUUUGUAGGUUUUA